AUGGCCAAAGUUCAAGGACCUUGGUCAUUUGUUUACUGGCAGGUAAGCUUAAAUGGGCAUAGAUUGUAACAGUAAAUCUAAUGAUGGCAAUAUCACCAUUCUUUUCAUUAUAUUACUAUUAUUAUUAUUAUUAUUAUUAGUGUAACAAUGAUGUUAAUCGAUUUUUAAAAACGUAUUUUGUUGACACGAAAGCAAAGUUGAUUGACAACAUUCAUUUUGUGUUUUACUUGAUAGGACAUAUUAAAUCUCAACAAAAUUAAUGCAAAGAAGAAGGGGGAGGGUGCUGACCAAAAAUUCUAAUCAAUUACACAACCCACAUUUCUCUGGUGAACUUUUUUUAUAUUACGGCAAUUAAUUUCUUUUCCCUUGGGAGUUUGAACAUUUGUUAGGGUGUUUUUAGGAAAAACCAAAUAUGGACUCAUUAAUUCAUUAAUCCUAAAAUAUUUUCGUUAAUUUGCUAAAAUCAAUUGAAGUGGAUUUUGAAUCUAAACCAAUCGCACAUGAAUUUGUUAGAUCAAAUCUAAAUCCUGAUUCCUAUGUUAUCUGUUCUUUUCACACACCAGUCAGAAAAAAAAAAUACUCCUUUUAUGCGGUUUCCCCAUUGAAAAUAUGAGGUCCACCCUGUUCUCAUGAGUUCAUGUAGGUAUUGUGGACACGCCGAAGAAAAAAUUUGGGUUUUUUUGUCUCUGUCGAAAUAUCGAACGCAAGGAAUUUGAGAACCAAAGAUAUUUACUUGGAUUUUCCCAAAGAAAGGCAACGCGCCACUUUGUAGUUUCUUUUGUUUUUAUUGCUAUUUUUGUGCAGGCAAAUGAGCAGAAACUUUGGUUUGGUCGAGAUUACUUUGGACGUCGCAGCUUGUUAUGGCAUCUUCCAACAGAUUCAAACGAUGUUCUAGCUGUGACAUCAGUGACAGAAAGAAACUCUUCUGCAACUGAUAAACUGGUAUUCAUUUCCUUUUCUUUUCUUUUUUUUUUCUCUAACCUUUCACGUUGAUCCUUUUCUUCUCGCUUAAAAUGCUUGUGUGAGGGGGUGAAAAAGAAUACAAUUGUUGGAUGAUGCAACAGAUCCUUCACAAAAUGACACGCACCAUAACCAAACCACGAUCCUCGGAGAGCGUCUCUUAAGCGUUAAAUUUUGAUCGUUCCUUCAUAACAUGGAUGGUAUAGAGUGCUACUUUUUUCAUGUCUUUAUACUAUCUUUGGCGGCGGUGUAGCUUUGGUUAAGCUGUUCACAAAAUUGUUUAUUGAGAAAAAACUUAUAAUUCUCAGAUAAAAAUCACUCAUAUAUAAAAAUAACACUUACCCCCUCUACUCCCCGCGCCUCUAGAUUUCAAUUUAUUCUCCAAACUUCCAGUUUGGACAUCUCUGGUAAGCCGACGCCUGGUCCAAAAUCUGGCCAUUUACUAGAACUCUGACUGUGUGCCCGAUGAAAUAGGAGUUCCACGUAGUAGACGGCCUUAUAUUUGCUUCAUUUACUCAAGAUUGUGUAUAAUACCUUCGUGAUUUGAAGUGAUUUAAUUGAUAGGUUGUAGGUUCAUUAAUACCACAGUCAAUCUUUAAGACAGAGUUUAUCGACUCGGCCAACAAAACAUCAUGGCUCACAAUAUACAUAAUGUACAUCACACUCACCCUUUAAUCUGCUUAUGACAUAAUUCCCAGGCUCAAACCGUUUAAAACGUUAAAACGUGCUUUAUGGUUAUUUCAGCACUUCGAAGAAGUUCCUGCAGAUGGCUUAUAUUGUGUGGAUUUGCUAAAUAACACCAGUGAAGAGAACACGAAAAAACCUUUUGCCAUUCGCAAAUUUGAGUGGAGUUCCAAGGAUGGAGAUUUUCAAAACUCUAUGUCCUUAAGCUGUCCCGUGUCACCGUUUAAUAAGCAGAUGCCUUCAAAGGAAGAUCUACGUGUUAUUGCGGAGACCCGACAAAGAAUUUGCUUAAAGGAUGAAGAAAAACUGGAAGAAAAUUUUACAUCAGAAAUCAACAACAUUUCUAGCAAGGAUAAGAAUGCGAAAGUCGAAAAGAUCGCUGUCGAAAGCGAGUUUUCUUAUCUUGACAACUCUAAAAGUAUAGCAGGCUUAAGUAAAUCGGAACUCCAAGAUGCGUGUCCUAAUUGUGAAGAACGAUACGAGCUCCGAGCUCUUGAAAAUUGUAAUAGCACUGUAAAUUCGAGAUUAAGUUCACCCAACAGAACGCCCACAAGAAAUGUUGAGUUAAAUGCCUCCGACAGUCUACCCUUUCUAGCCUCCAGAAGUCUUUCAAAACUUAACGACGCAGAAAAUUCGCGACAUAGUUUUGAAGAAACUAUACCUCGUGAAGCAACGCCAAGCGAAGCUGGUGAUUGUAAAAGUAUACUACAAGCAUGUUGUGAUCGUGGUUCGGUGGGAACACGGUGGAAUUCUACCUUUGAAGCGCUCAGAGACAAGUUUGUUACUGUUCUCGGUGAAGCAGUGAGAAAGAGAGUUUUUAACUUGCCAAGGAUAAAGAGUAACUCCGUAUCAUUAGGUUUACAAGAAACUUCAUCCAGUUUGACUGCAAAAGAGAAGAGCUCUCUGGAAACUAAGGACAAAGAUGCUCGAGUCGGAAUUUUAUUUUCUGGUGGUAUUGACUCAAUGAUGAUAGCAGCUUUAGCGGACAGGUAAGGCGGUUGAGUAUGCGUAUAGUUGUGCUAUUGCAUUGCAACAUACCAAGGUUCAAGCUUUUCUAUCUCACGGCUUUUUUUGGUGUAGCCUACACAGAAACAUCUCCAGUCUCACUAGCCUGCGUAGCAAGCGUUUACAAUCGAGUCAUUGAGCGAAAGUUUGAGCGAGAGCAAAAGAAAUCAUUCCUUUUAUUGCUAUCGUCCCACAUUUCAAGACGAACUCGUGCGAGAAAUGCUUGCUACGCAGGCUAGAGUCUUGAUAAAAAAAAUUGAAAGAGCUACCCACAGAGAUACGUAAAAACGGACGGGAACCAAAUGUAUCAAAAGACAACAACAACAAAAUAAAAAUUAAUAAAGUAACGCACACACAAAAUAAUUGUUUCUUUGACCUAAAAUUAAAUGUGCUGAAACACCGACGUGUUUACCCACUAAGCGAUGAAACGAAGGAGGAGAGCCGGAAAAACCAAGGGGGAAAGUGGGGUUUGAUCAAACAAAGUAUAGCGAACUCAUGAACUCAAGACAGUUUGCCCGUUUGCCAUUACUUUACAAAAGGUGUCAUCGUUUAACAACUUUCAACUUUUUUUAGGUCUGUUCCUUUGGAUGAAGCCAUAGAUCUUAUAAAUGUAGCUUUUGAACAAAAGCCGCGUUCGAGCAACGCACAAACGAAAAGUAGUAAGAAAAGAAAGGAGAAGCAAAGUGCAAAAGCAGCAGCCAAUAUAGAAACAACAAACUUCAGCGUUCCAGAUAGAUUGACUGGAACAGCAGGUUUGGAAGAACUUCGACGCAUUAACCCGGCACGACAGUGGAACUUAAUUGAGGUAAGUUUGCGCGUAAUGAUGCGGUUAAAGCCCUCUUUACUAGGACGUAGGGUAGACAUAACGGCUGGGUUACCUAGCAAUAGAGACAAAGUAGCCAAGGUUUUUCGUGGAUGACUUUUUUUUUCGGUAGGUAUGGAUUAUACCCUGUUUAAACUGGUCUGAAGAAAUUUUUGAACGAUUUUCCCCACGUGCAGCAAGAAACCUGGCCAAAAUUUGUCCGAACUUUUCUGAACGGGCACUUAGUAUCCUUUGCAGUCUUUUUUUCUGAGAAGCGCUGCGUGACGACAGAAAGAAGGCAGCGAAGGAGACUAGGGAUGGCUCGUCUACCCAAGAAACCUCAAUCAAACACUAUGUUUGUACUACCUCAGUUCAGUCGAACUUGUCCUUUCAAAAGUGUCUAAAAUACGUACAGCGCUCUUGAUUCCAGAGAUAGGAACCUUCAUACAUGUAGGUAAAACGUAAAGGGGCACACGAGCCACGUUUCUGUAGCAUGAAGCAAACCCAAGAGUAUUGCUACUCCUCCCUGUACGAGAUGCUAGUCCAACGCAGGGUUUCCCCCCCCCCCCCUUAGCAGUAUGUCGCCGGUACCCAGUUAUACACCUGUGUGAAGAGACACAAAGGGGAAUAAAGUUCCUUGUCUAAGGAAACAACGCGACGGGCAAGGCCUGAGCCCCGGACCUCCAGAUCCAGAGUUCGAGGUGUUAACCGGUCGGCCACACACGCCUCCACGAAUCUUCAGAUAAUUGUGAAUUUAUUCACAAGAACUUUUGACAGCCCAGAGGUUGGCUUUUCAGUUGAAUUGUAGGCAAGGCAAGUGUCAUCCGCUGCACUCGUGUUUAAACUUCAGAACACUCUUUGGACAUAAUUUGAAUCACACAAAACCUGAAGAAAGGGAUGUGUUUGCAGAUACUUAGUGGUAUUUCCUAUUGCUUUUAACCAUUUUGUCUCCUUUGCCUUAAGGUUGAUGUGACCCUUGAAGAGCUACAACAAAUGAGGUACGAAUCGUAUGGUGCGUUUAAGCCACUGCUGUCUACUCCUACAGUACUUCCUUUCCAAAUGCCAAGAAUGACGCGCUGCUAAGUCCUAAUUUUAAAUUUUACUCUUUAAAUUCAAACUUUUUGUUCCCAAUGAUCAGGUCGCGCCAUGUCAGCCAUUUAGUGUCUCCUUUAAAUACUGUGUUAGAUGAUAGUAUCGGCUGUGCCUUAUGGUUUGCUGCUCGUGGGACUGGUCAUUUGCGCUCCUCACACAUGAACUGUGGUCUUGAGGAUACCCUUUUGGUUGGUAAUAAAGAGGAUAUAUACACAAGUCAAGCUAAGGUAUAGAACACAAACAUUUAGUACAACUUACUUUCCUCAAAGUUAUCCUAUUCUAGGCAGUGUUAUUGUCUAAGCUGUAGAGUUUACCGUAUCUACUCAAAUUUAAACUUUUGCGAGGGCGGCGCAUAUUUAAGGGUAGAGUUUUUUUAAAAGUUGGACGCGAGAUAAAGAAUUGUGUUAACUACGGUAUCAUUAAUUUCCGUAUUAUACUCCCACUAUUAACGACUUCUGAUUUUGAUUAUAUAAGGACUGCGACGCUUAUUCGGGGGCGGCACUUAUUCUAAAACUUCUUUCUUCCAAAUGCGGCGCUUAUUCCGGGGUCGGUGCUUAUUCAAGAAAAUACGGUGUGAAGAUUCAUGUACAUAUUGCCCGAAAUAUCUGUCACAUAAUCUGCCACUGUGGUCAAAGAGAUAUAAAGUUGUAAAUGUAUUAAACGAGAUAUUUUACACAGCCAAACAUUCAAAGAUGUAAGCACAAAUAAAGGAAAAAUGAUCGAAGAGUCGAUUUUAGUAUCAGACGAAGGACUGUUGAACGACCUUAUUGUUGGUUUUAUUUAAUGUAAAUAUUUUUUUGUUUGUUUGUUUUAGGUAUUGUUGGUCGGUAUGGGAGCUGAUGAGCAACUCGGAGGAUACGCCAGGCACAGAACCCGCUUUAUGUAAUUACUUGUUCUAUUUACAGUCAAACCAAGUCAAGCGUACCCCCCAAGAUUCUUUUAAUGAAUUGAUUAUUUGAAAAAUAAAUCCGUUUGUCGUUCCCGUAACUGGUGUCAAAUUCAAAGCGGCAUUUCUGCAUGCGUAAUGAGCAGUGAAUAUUUUACGAGAACUUCUCUGUAUUUGGUCAGAUUGGAAAUCUUUGAAUGGAUUAAGCUUCUUAGAAGAACACGGCUCAUUACACAUGCAAGAAUGCAGAGAUCAAUCUGAAAUCUACAACUAGCAACGGAUUCAACUUUUGAAUAAUAAAUUCAUUAAUGUAUUCUUGGGGGGUACGCUUGACCUGGUUUGACUGUAAUAUUUGAGCAAUAGAAAACGUUGUCCGUGUUUGCAUAGAAACAGGAGAGGGGUUGGGAGAAUUCGAGACAGUUAUGUAAACCCGAGACGAAGUCGAGAAUUCUCUUAACCCGUCGAGUGUUUGUAUCAGGCUAUGCAAAUACAGGAAAAAAGUUUUCUAUAGCUUUUAUAAAUCAACUUUCCGGAGAAAAGUCGCGAAGUCUUGUACACGAAGUUCUUUAAUCUUACAUGCUUAAUCAGUUGUAUUGCAAAAACGAGGCUUUCCAAAAUACGAAUUUUUUCCGCUCAAAAUGUCGGCUCAAGAAUAAAAAAAUGAGACAGCAUGUUUUGUAAAGUUUUUCUAGUUUCAGCCGACGAGGGAAUGGGUAAUUAAAGUAAACUUGUCGAGGUUUCAACUCGAAAAGAUGUCACACCAUGUUUACAUACUCUCAUGCAAACACGCCUCUCGGCCAAUCAGAGCGCGCGCACUAUCUUAGUUAUGUUAUACAAGUUUAUUUGAUUUGGGGCGUAUCUUGAUCCGGGAGCUGGAUUUGAAUAAACGACUGUUUAACCCGUAUUGCCCCAAAAUCCACAAACUAGUUCCCCAGACUGAUCUCCGUGCAUUUCUUUAUUAGAUCAGCUGUGAGAGAAUUUGUCAAAAGAUAAAAGCAAUUUCCCUUUAGUGAAAAUGAUAUUUUCGCUUCAAUAUUUAGUAAUAUUGUAAGAGGAAAAUUGAUGUUGGUCUCUCUUAGGACAUGAGGGUUAAAUGGAGUUGAUCUGAGAGUGUGGUAGGUAGGGUGACCUCGAAUGACUGAAAUUUUUGGAAGGGUUAGUCCUCGGAAUUCGCUUUCCAGCAUUCUCAGGGACAAAUGAAAACGUUGUAAAGCACAAGCGAAUUUUUGGAUCAUUUUGCAGUAGUUUUGUCUUUAGGGUUGCGGCCGAGUUAACCCCACCCCCAAUUAAUCUGAUUCUGGAAAAUAAGCUUCAAGAAUGCCCGGAUGAAAUUGCGUAGAGGAGCGGAAAAGUAGAAGAGGAAGCUUUGCCUAACUGUUCCUCAUACCAUAGUUAUUAAAGUGGAAUGGUUAUGAAACCCGUUCGACUUUGUUAUAUGUUUUUGUUAGCUUUUUUAGACCUGACCGUGAACAACGUUCAAUAGCAUUCCUAUCAUUUUGAACUUACUGACCAAUAGAGACAUCGCAUUUAAAUUAUUCAGUUACAAUUUGUGAACAAAAAACAAAGGAUUGUGCACGGUCAGAGCGCUUCCGACAUAAACUAUAGCACCGUCGUUUUCAACUUUGAUGUUUGCAGGCUUUCAUAACUAGUCUUUUGCUCUUGAUGUCUACAUAUUAAAUUGUAGCAAUACAAGACUAGUAUCUAACUCGGAAACCUAACGGUUUAUUAAGAUGCUAGGCAUUUCCUUACCUGUAAUGUAUUUUUAGUUUUUCUUUUAUUACACUGUAUGUAACUGACCGUUAGACUAAAACUACCUUCUGCAACAUUUCUAAAGCCAAAUGUAAAUAAAGCUUGUUGUUGUUGUUUGUUCUCCCCUACUAACUAGAUCACACACAUCCUUGCUUUCUUUUGUAUUUCAGCAACGAAGGUUGGUCAGGUUUAAUAGAUGAGAUAGAAAUGGAAGUGAAACGCAUUUGGAAGAGAAACCUUGGACGUGAUGAUAGGUCAGCGUUUACUGUAUGAAUAUUGAAUUUCAUCUGCAGUGGAGCCCCGAAGCCUUUUUGAAACUAUGUAUAUAGUAGACCAAUUAUCUGCCUCACACGAAUGAUUUGCCCAGAGAUAAAAACGUAUUCAAACUUGUAAUAACUCAAAGUUUGUUUAAUUCAGUUAAAUUCCGAAAAUGAAUCUCAGAUGGUCAGAGACUGUUUUUUUCGACUGAGUUUGCCACUGAGGUGCUCUAGAUGUGUGAUGGCAUGCAGGUUUUUCUGAAGUUUACCCGGUGCUAAUCCUGGAAACGACAUUAGAGUGUCCGUGCAAGCAUCCUGUCCAACUGUUUCCUCGAGUUUAUAGCUAGAAAAAUGGUUCGUGUGACAGGAAAUCCGGUUAGACUAGUAACCUCUCUCUGGAUCUAUCAUUGAGUCCGGCUACACGAUUUUCUGUGACUGACCCUAUUUGCAUUUUUCUGCUUAAAGAGCUGAUUGAUUCAUUGCGCCGUUGAUCGUGCCUGCACCCUCCUUUCCUGUCAGAUUAUCCGUAGGUUCCAUUCAAAAGUCAACCUAAAUUAAGCAGCCAUCAGCUGGCUAUUGUUGACUGUAUUCCUAGAUUGUCCAGUUGAGGCUUAUAAAUAUAUUUUUUUAACACCAGAAGACAGCUGUAUUGAUCUGUUUAAUUUUUCUGAGGCAUCUUUCAUUCGCUAUGAUUAAGUUAACAGUAUUGUUUGAAAAUGAUUUUCAGGUGUAUAUCGGACCACGGUAGGGAAGCGCGGUUCCCCUUUCUUGAUGAGGACGUUGUCUCGUUUCUGAACAGUUUGCCAGUGUGGAUCAAGGUAGAGUGCAAAAUUUAUUUUUUGGUAUGGGGUUGCUAAUGUCCUUAGCUUGUGAAUGCAAAAGCAUAAAAUGAAGAUUACUUUACAAAGUGUAUAGUGUUACGGAUUUGAGUUCUCUUUUGCAUUUUUCUUGGAUAAGGUUUCCCAUUCCCUUUCUAGUGGUAAAAAUUUGUCAAUAGACCUUUUCGGAUUCCAGUUCAAUAUGUAUGAUCCGAAGAACACAUUGAACGGGCUUUGUAGCUUAUCCUUUACUUUACUGAUAUCUUUUUUUACCAUUAGUUUUCAAGGAUAACUUUUCUGCUUUGAAGUCGUGGGGGUAUGACGCUUUUUAGUGACAAAACUCAACUUCUCAAUUUCAGACAGACCCAGCCCUGCCGAGGGGGACAGGGGAAAAAGUUCUACUGCGCCAAGCGGCAAGGGUGCUUGGUUUGACGUCAUCAUCACAAUUGCCCAAACGGGCAAUCCAGUUUGGGUCUCGAAUUGCUAAAAUGGAGAGUAACGGAGAGAAGGGCUCGGAGACUUGCUCAAGGCUAGAGUUUUAACGAGAAUUUACUUUGACCUGUUAGUGAGUACCACACUCCAGUACCGUGGUUAAUAAUAGCAAUUAAAUACCCUGUUCAGCAAAACAGGCAAAGAUUUUUUUCAAGUCAGGAUGAACAAGAGCCCCGCCCCUCUCCACGGAGAGGAGAAACUUUCUUUUGGUAUGAUUUUGCGCUCUGAAAAUGAUUCAUACCCUGGUUAUUCAAAUGUCGGAUAGAGCUAUCCGCUGGAUUAAUCACCAUUCAGGGGAUAAGUAUUAAGGAAACCAAUUGCAUUAAUCACUGAAUAAAGCUGGUUUUAACCAGUGGUUAGCGUCGUCCACCUCUCGAACAAAUGGGCCAAGAUUGCCAAUAGCUUCAUUAAAUGUACUGUGACAAAACAUCGUCAAGGUCUAUCUGCUCUUAUAGUGUUUCGCAGAUUGUAUUUAUUCUAGUGCAUUUUUGCAUUAAACAUUUAUUUCCUGCGCGUGGUG
This is a messenger RNA of Porites evermanni, 9265 nucleotides long. Lineage: Eukaryota; Metazoa; Cnidaria; Anthozoa; Scleractinia; Poritidae. The record is from the annotation of a GenBank genome assembly.